This is a messenger RNA of Rubroshorea leprosula, 3078 nucleotides long. The record is from the annotation of a GenBank genome assembly. NCBI's taxonomy places the organism in Eukaryota, Viridiplantae, Streptophyta, Magnoliopsida, Malvales, Dipterocarpaceae.
AGUUCAAAACCAACAUAUCCAAACAAAUCAUGGCUACGUCGUCUUCCACUCACUUCUUUCUUUUAAGUUUGGUUUUCUUGGUGAUCUCUUUCUUUCAACUAUCCUCACAUCAACAAUUGUGUCUUAAGGAUGAGUAUCUUGCUUUAAUGCAAUUCAAGGACAGCUUUGUCAUUGAAAGGCAAGCAUCUACUUAUCCUAAAAUUGAUCUUUGGAAAUCUCAAGGGGUUGAUUGCUGCUCAUGGGAGGGCAUAUGGUGUGACCAAAACACUUUUCAUGUCAUAGGCCUUGAUCUCAGUAGUAGUUGUCUUUUUGGUUCUAUCAAUUCCAGUAGCAGCCUCUUCCACCUUAGACACCUUCAAUACCUCAACCUUGCACUUAAUGACUUCAAUUUCUCAAAGAUACCAUCUGCAAUGGGCAAUCUUUCCAAGUUAACUUAUCUCAACCUCUCUCGUUCUUUCUUUGCUGGUCAAAUACCACAGGGAAUUUCAAAACUCUCCAAGUUAGUUGAGCUUGACCUUUCUUUCAAUCUUAAUUAUUUACAUCAAGGAUUGUUGGAACUCAAAAAGCCUGAUUGGAAUAGCCUCGCUCAAAACCUAACUAGGCUAGAAUGGCUUGACCUCUCUCUAGUUGGUAUAAAUUCUCCAAUCCCUAAGGCCUUGGUAAAUAUGUCAUCAUUGACAUAUCUCCAUCUUGGUCAUUGUGGAUUGCUUGGAAAGUUUUCCAGAGACAUUUUUCAGCUACCUAAACUUCAAGUCCUUGAUUUGGUUAACAAUUGGGAACUUAGUGGUAGUUUUCCUAAAUUUCACUCUCACAAUCAACUUAGAGUACUUGAUGUUGGAAACACAACCUUUUCUGGUGAGUUACCUGUCUCAAUAGGAAUGCUUAGCUCUUUGGAAUAUUUAGAUGUCAGAAGUUGUGAUUUCUCAAGCUUAGUACCACCUUCAAUAGGUAAUCUCACCAAGCUCCAAGUCUUGAUCCUCUUAAAUAAUUCUUUCUAUGGAGAAGACUUUUCUUUCUUCUCAAACCUCACCCAACUAACUAAAGUAUUUCUUACUCUAAAUCAUUUCACUUUUAAUGAGGUCCCUUCUUCUUUUGCUAACUUGAUCCAUCUCAAGAGUCUAAACCUUUUUGGUAAUCAAAUUACUGGUCAUUUUCCAUCUUGGAUUACAAACCUAACAGAUUUAAGAUAUUUGGAUCUUGGGUAUAAUAUGCUACAAGGAUCUCUUCCAAGCUCAAUUUCUAGACUCAAAAACCUUGAAACAUUCAUUGUUAGCUACAAUAACUUAAGUGGUAUUGUUGAGUUUGAUACGUUUCUUGAACUCAAAUCCCUUAAGUCAUUGGGUUUAUCCCAUAAUAAUUUCUCAUUGGUAAUCAAAGCUACCACCAAUAGAACAAUUCAAAAGUUUAAGGGACUAGGUCUUGCAUCUUGUAAUCUAAAUGAGUUUCCAGAAUUUUUGCAAAACCAAAGUGAGUUGAAUGUCCUAGUCCUUGCUUCCAACAACAUCCAUGGCCAAAUACCUAGUUGGAUAAUGAAUAUGAGUGCAAGUUUGUGGAUUUUAGAUCUUUCUCACAACAAUUUCACAAGUUUUGAAGAAUCCUUUGUUGUUUUUCCUUCUACUAGUCUUUUAUAUCUGGUCCUUAGUUUUAACUUUCUCAGAGGUCCUCUACCAAUCCCUCCACCAUCCAUCCUUUACUACUUAGUAUCUAGGAAUAUGUUCAGUGGAAAAAUCCCAUCUCAAUUUUGCAAGAUGACUUCUCUCCAAGUGCUUGACUUGUCUCACAACAAUUUGAGUGGAAUGAUACCGCAAUGUUUUGGCAAACUCAGCUCCAUGUUGGUUUUAAACUUGGAAGGAAACAACUUUGAUGGUCCUAUGCCUGAAACAUGGGAAAGUGGAAACAAACUCAAAGCAAUUAAAAUGGGACAAAAUAUUUUACAGGGGAGGUUACCAAGAUCACUAAGCAACUGCAAAAUGUUGGAGUUUCUUGAUCUUGGAAACAACAAGAUCAAAGAUACUUUCCCUUCCUGGUUGGGAGCUCUUCCUAAAUUGAGGAUUCUCAUUUUGCAUUCAAAUAGGUUAUAUGGCACAAUUUCAAUCAAAGUUCCAAAGACAGAUUUCUUGUUUCCUAAGCUCCGCAUCAUUGACCUUUCAGACAAUGGAUUUGUUGGCACUUUGCCAAUAGACUUCCUUGUGAGAUGGAAUGCCAUCACUGAUCUUGAUGGGCAGAACGCAACAUAUUUGCGUGCAUACAACCACUAUUUCAUGCUGAACCUUAUCAUCAUUCCUUACCAAUUUCCUUACUCAAUGACAAUAACAAACAAAGGAAGGAAGAUGGAGUAUGCAAAGAUCUUAGAGGUUUUCAGUGCCAUGGAUCUUUCUAGCAACAAAUUUGAGGGAGAAAUUCCAGAAGUAAUUGGGAACUUAAAGGGACUUCAACUGCUCAAUCUUUCCAAUAACAUCCUUGUUGGUCCAAUCCCAAGAACCUUGGGAUAUCUCACAAAUCUAGAAGCACUUGACCUUUCUCAAAACAGACUCACUGGAAGAAUUCCUACACAGCUAACACGACUCAAUUUUCUUGAAGUCUUUAAUGUGUCUCACAACCAUUUGACAGGUCCCAUCCCACAAGGCCAACAAUUUGAUACAUUUGAAAAUGACUCUUUUGAUGGAAACUCAGGACUGUGUGGAAUGCCAUUGUCAAGGAAAUGUGACUGCUGUAACUCUAAGGAUUUGCCUCCACCAUCUUCAACCUCCAAAGGAAAUGAAGACUCUGGAUUGUUAGCUAAAUUUAGUUGGAAAUUGGUGUUACUAGGUUAUGGAUGUGGAUUCCUCAUUGGUAUUGUCAUUGGAAACAUUGCUUUUACAAGAAAACAUGAAUGGUUUAUGAAGACAUUCCGAAUCUCGUACCCAAGAAGGCAAAGGGAGGGGUGUGAAAGAUUGAAUAAGAGGAAGCAACGAAGAUGAUAUCGAUCCCCCUAUGCUAUCACUGUGUUGUUUAUUUUGUUUUUUUUUUCUCCUACUUUUCUCUAUUUGUGAUUACAAGUCAAGUUCAUUGCAAGUCCAAUAUAAAUAGUAUGGAGUG